UGGGUGUUAGAGAAGGUUCUCUAGUGGGUGUGUGCUGCGUGGAAAAUGAGUGUUUUUGCGAGGAAAACAACGGGAAAACGAUUUGUAAAUUAGUGUGCAAAUGUGACAAGUGAAUAUAAUUGAGUGAAACAUAAGGUUAAAGUUCUAAUACAAGUAUAAUUUGAAUAAAAGUUGAUAAAAGUGAGAUCCUUUCUACGGUUCAGGGAAAGUUUUCACGAGCAGCAGCUUUCACACAAAUUUCUCAGCAUUCGACCCGACAGGACGUGCUUUUUUCCGAGCUGCCGCCGCCGUGAGUGUGUAUGUGUGAGCUGUGUCUGUGUGUGUGUGUAUAUUGCGUUGAUGUCCUCGCCCCUUGAGGGUUAAUGCGAAAAAAAGAAGAGCAAAAUUUUGAAAAGCUAAAAAUAACAGUGUCUAGGGAAGAAACCAAGGGAGUUCGGUCUAGGAUCGCCGGAUUACGGUGACCUGCGGGAUUUCUUCGUGGAAGUCGGAGUGACCCAACAUGGAGUGCAGUGAAGUGUGAAGAGAAUCGGAGGACCUCUUCAGCGUGAGACACACAAUUCCAAGUGGACUUCGAGAGGUUUCGAAUCCUGCCAGGACUAUGACUUCGUUUGGAUCGCUGGACGGAACGAACCCGGAGGAAAUCUUCUUCUCAACGUACGAGCCGUCGAAGGAAGAAAUCCUCGAGUAUGCGGUCAAGAUUGGCAUCGAUCCGGAAAACGAAACCAACCUGAUCUAUCUGGCUCGCCAGGGGCUGCUGCAUCCACUGCCGGAAAACUGGAAACCCUGCUACAGCAAACAGGUGAAGGCGUACUACUACUACGACCGGUAUACGCGCAAAUCCCAGUGGGAACACCCGAUCGACGUCCUGUACCGCCAGAAGGUCGUCGACACGCGCAAGGCCCUCUCGCUAGACCGGUCCGACUCGACAUCGCUAGCGGAUUCCGGCUUUCGAAGUUUGAAAUCCGCGACCAGCACCAACAGUAACAACAACAGCAGCGGAAGUGGUGGCUCCAGCGGUGGUGACGGCGUCGGCGUCGAAAUUGAGUCACCUGCCGGUGCGAUCGGACCACCGGUUGAUGUUGAUGUUGGUGGUGGUGCCAUUAGGAAGGUUCUGUUUGGCGCGGGGUCGGGCUCGGGAUCGGUGGAAUCCGAUCGGGAGGACAGCGUGAAGGAGGUUGAUGGGAAGCGAGGGGAGACGGAAAAGGAUCGAGACGCUGGUGACGAGGGGGACGAGGAGGAGGUUGAAGUUGGAGAGGAGGUUGGUAACGAGGAGGAGGAGGAGGAGGACGAGGAGAGUGGAGAUUCGAACAAGGAGAACAAUAGUCAGCGGUUGGAGAUGGUGCUGGGGGAACGGAAGGUGGAGGAGCAGUUGGCGAUGUCGCCGAAGAUCUCGUUCAAUCUUGGGUCCAGCAUGAGAGAUCGGUCGGAGGGGCAGCUUGGGACGCGAGGGUCGUUCCAUGGGUUUACGAUCACUGGGACGGGGUCGCAGUUUUUGAAGUCGAACAAAAAGCCGGAAUUUGAUAGCUUGGAGUUUGGCAAGAAAGAGGAAGUAAAGGGCAUCUUGAGGGAUUCGAGUUUGACGUACAUCAGGAACAAGGGAACGCCAAACGAAGAUCUGUCGGAUGAGCGGAAGAGUGUGCGGUUUGAUAUCGAUUUGAACGCAGAGUUGAAGUCGAACAAGUUGGAAGCGGUAAGGGAUGACUCGCUGAUCAACUUUGAGGAACUGGUUGAAGGGUAUGAUAACGGGGAUGAAGAAGCUGCGGAAGAAUCGGAAAAGAAGAGCUCGACGGAGACCUCGGAAGGGGACUCGGAGGUUAGUGAAGAGGUUGAUAGCAAAGCGGAAGUGACGAAAACUGUGGUCAGGCGGUUUUCGGUGGAACGGGUCAGCGAUGAUUCGAUAAGACUGUUGAAGGAUUCGAUCUCGGAUGAGAAGGAACGAUACAAGACUAAGCUAGAGGAAGAGUUGAAUAGUUUGAGGAUUUUGGAGGAAGCUAACAUUCAGAACGAAUUGGCAAAGGAACGAAGGAGGUGUGAGGAGCAGUUGGAGAAGGAGAAGGAUAAGCUGACUGAUAUCCACCAGAAGAACAUAGAGGAGAUAAAGGAGUUUUAUCAAGUAAAGUUAAGCGAGAUGAAGGCUGAUUACGAGGAGGAGAAUGAGAAAGAGUACAGGAUCUACAGGGAAACACUGCAAGAGGAGUUUGAUAGACGGGUAAAGGAGGUAACCGAUGAGCACAAAUCAACGAUGGCAACGCUGCAGAAGAACCACGACGAGAUCGUGGAAGAACUUGAGCGUGAUUUGAAGACGGAAGAGGAGUUGUUGAAGAAGGAACACGCAACAAAUUUAACUGAAAUGAAGAUCAAACUGGCUCAUGAACUGGAAGUUGAACGUCAGAGAAUGCGUGAAACCGGUGAAGAUCGUUUGUACGAGAAGAUUCGCUGUGAGAAGCGUCUGCUCGAGGAUAAAUACAAAUGUUUGAAGGAGAAAUACACCAGGUUGAAGACCGACGUAAGGAUUUCAUUGGAACGACGCAAGAAGCGCCGUGAACAGCAACAGCAAAGCCUUCUGAGCAAUAGCUACGAAACCGACGAUCGAACCCAUUCAAAACCAACGUCGCACUACCCGUACGAGGGCAAGUCCAACAUGGGCGGACCCUCUUCGCUGAUGAUGAACUCUGAAAAGUCCUCGAUCAGCACUCCACCGCCAUCGGCCGCGUCCAAACGCUUCGCCGCCAAGAACAACUACCUGCUGGAGCACAAGAACAAGCUUCUCCCGUACAACGGAGGUCCUCACCAGCAGCAGCAGCAGCAGCAGCAGAUCGCUUCUUCCGCUCCGACUUCAGAGCCACGCAAGCCAUUCAUUCUGAACAACAACCGCCUUCAAAAUACCGACGCCGAAACAAGCCAAAGCGAGACGACUUACUCGAAGAACUACUUCCAAAUUCGGAACAUUUUCGCGAACGUGCGCGACGAAAACUUCAGCUCCGACUCGGAGUUUGACAAGCAGCACGAGAAGGGCAGCGUUCCGGUGUCCCGGCAGAAGCGGAAACUCUUCACCAAAACCAAGUCCGCGUCUACGUCCAAGCUAAACUCGUCGAAGCACGACCGCGAACGUCCAUGCACUCCGGUCGAAAAUCUGCGCAUCCAGCUGAAGAAACUCGAGGAGCUCGAGGACCAAAUCCCGGACUGCAACAUCGAUGCGCCUUACCACCUGCGGUAUCCGUUCAGCGAUCUGGACAACAACGGCGGUGCCAGCUCGGAGCUGGACUUUUUCAAGCAUCGCAUCCUGCUCGAGCGGGAUUCGGUGAUGCGCGCCAAGGAGUCGCUGCGGGCGCAGAAGAACCUGUUCAAGAGCAAGCAGCGGGACAUCUCGGUGAAGCACACGAUGAAGAACAAGCACACCAUGGAUCAGAUAUUUAGCGAAGAAAAGGAGCUCACGGAGAUGGAGGUGUCGCUGCAUCGAACCCGCGCCCUUCUGGGAGAGAAAGUGAUUCGGCUGCGGCAUCUGGAGCGAUCGCUGCAGAAACUGUCGGAAAAGGAGCGGCCACCGCUGCCGGAAGCCAUCGAGAUCAGCAUGCCCAAACCCAAAGAGACGCUCAGCGAUCUGUCGUCGUACUCGAGCUCUGGCUUCAGCAGCACCGACGUGCCAACGGAGCACGGCACCGGACGCGGUCACGCCUUCCGAGCAAACGAUUCAAUCGAGACGUACAAGUACUUGGAACAUCUCCACAACGAAAUUCAGGACAUCUGGAACAUUCUAAAUCCCUCCCACCAGGGCAGCGGCUACGAGGAGCUGGACUACCUGAACAAUCCGUCGCAGCACUUUUGCGAUAUCGUCAUGUCGUCACCGAAGCCGCCGGGCGGGCUGGGCAGCUCCGGACUGGCCACCCACCCGAUACCGGUGCAAACGCAGCAACGGUACACGGUGAACCUGUUGGAGAAGACGCGCGAUCUCAAGAACUGGCUGCGACAGGCCAAGUCCGAGCACGAGCAGCUCAAGAAGAAGUCAUUUGGAUAAGCGGGGUGAGUACAAGCUGGGCAAAAUUGGGAAAACAUAUUUCAUUUGAUUGAUGAUCAUUUAAUCAAAAACAAAAGUCACAGUGUACUUAAAACAUCCUAACGUUGUCAAGUUUUAGAGAUGCUGAUCCUUUGAAAAAUCCUUGAAAAAACGAUACAAACAGAAAUUUAAUAUUACAAACAGCCCACAUCUAGCGUACAUGUACUAGUAAACUAUAGUGUGAUAUUAAAUUUUAGAUAAAUUUGAUGUUGGUAGAUGAUCAAACUGUUGUGAAAAGAAAAGAAAGGUAACACACUGUACGGAAGUCAUUGGAAAAAGCAAAAUCUCUUACAAAAAUAUGACCAUUCAACGUCGAUUGCAGACAAACCAGUACUCUUUAAGAACAAAAUAUUAAACUUAAAAAAAGAUAGAAAUUCAAAAAAAUAUAUAUCUUGACAAGUUCCGUUCAUUAUGAGCUCAAAAUAUAAAGUGAAUCGUAAAUAUAUUUACCGUAAAACAGUUUUUUCUUAAUUUAUCCUAUUUUCAAAUCACACAUCAAUUUUAAACGUAUGGUAUGAUCUAUGUAUCUGUGAUUUUUCAUCCUCGUUCGUAAGUUUGUGUAACCAGCCGGCGUUUAAAGCAAAACAAGUGCAGCCGUACUUUUAAAUCCAUCCAAGUUUAUUCAACUGUGAGUAUACCUUCUAGGUUCCUCGGGCUAUAAUACCGGUCCCGCUGGAGGAAAAACAAAACAAAAAAGUUUGCUUUUAUUUAAAUAUUGUGUAUGUGUUUUAGCAUUACAUUCAAGUGAUAAAAACAAGAUAAAUGUAAUAUGAGUAAAUAUUCGGAACGAAAGUUUAAAUUUUAGAGGGGAAAGCUGGUAAGACAAAUGAAAACAGAAAAGCAAAGUGAAAAGAAAGUUGGUCCAACGGUUUUGAAGACAAAUGUUUUAAAGAAAAUUAACUAAUUGAAUAUGACAAUGAUUUUUUUAGCAUUCCGAUUCCAAUGAAACAAGUAAAAACGCAAAUAGCUCUAGUAGUAAGGAAAUAAAAACAAAUGUUAAAAAAUCAAAUACUAAACAAAGAAUAACAACUGGAAAAAGAUCAUUUUACGCAAAAUCAAUAUUUUUUGUUAAAGACCCUCAACAAUUAUAAAAUUCAUAAAAGACGACGCAAAUUAAGAUGUGGCUGUUGCCAAAAUUUUCAUUUAGUUUGUUCAUUCUCAGGUACCUACUAUAAAAUUGUUCCAAUCCAUCUGCAGAAAAUUCAAAAUACCAUUUACAUUUUGAGUCACACCCUUGCGUACGCUAAAAUGAAAAGCAUUUCAAGUUGUUUGAACUAUCCACAAAUUAAAAAAAAAAAAUCUGUCAAUAGUGAUAACACAAAAGUUAUUAAUCAAAACAAAAAAAAACUUAGAGCAAGCAAAGAAGUAAGAAAUUCAGAAAGGGUUAAAUCGACGAGAACCGUAAAUCGAGUAGAUUUUGGAAGUACCAGGCAAACUAAACAAACAUGUUUUUAAAUACCACUCCAAAGCUAUAUACCAAUAAAUAAAAAACCCCAGUUUCACAGGAUAAUGUUACAAGAA
Molecule: messenger RNA, 5575 nt
Organism: Culex quinquefasciatus (southern house mosquito)
Lineage: Eukaryota; Metazoa; Arthropoda; Insecta; Diptera; Culicidae
Gene: Cep164
Product: centrosomal protein of 164 kDa
Exons: 7
Coding region: 599-4015 (1138 amino acids)
Molecular function (GO): protein binding
Source: RefSeq, a predicted model, not a curated record